GUCUCUUGGUCUUCAGAACUCAACUGGGACACUGGCUGGACUCGGCAGAUUGGGACUUAGCCUCUAUACUUUAUGUGAGUUACCCACAGGACCAAAAUGGAGAUGAUACCCCAGCAUGACCUGUCCAGACUGCCAGAAAACACAGCACUGAAGCAGCAAACGUUGCCCACCCAGCAGCUAAAUCUAUCUGCCUCGGUGGUCCUCUCUAUCUUUUUCACCACAGGAGGAUUCUGCCUCUUUAUGGGCAUCAUCCUUCUGUUUUCUGCAAAGAGCACCAAGGAAAUUGAGAUAAAUUACACAAACACAUGUGCAAAUUGCGCUCAGCUACGGGAAGAUAGUUCUAAUUUUGACAAAGCAUGCAACUGUUCUCUUCCCUUUUAUCUUCCGGAGAAAAUGGAGGGUGAUGUUUAUAUGUACUACAAAUUGUAUGGUUUCUAUCAGAAUCUCUAUCGGUAUAUUUUAUCAAGAAGCAAUAGCCAGCUGGCGGGUAAGGAUAUUUGGGAUACGACGAACUGUUCUCCAUUCCAAGUGUCCUACAAUGAUACUCCCAUCAUUCCUUGUGGUGCAAUUGCCAACAGCAUAUUCAAUGAUACCAUAACUCUUUCAUACAAUGUGAAUUCGUCUACACAGAUAGAAGUCCCGAUGCUAAAGAGUGGGCUUACAUGGUGGACAGAUAAGUAUGUCAAAUUUCAGAAUCCAAGAUCCAGUAACUUUACUCGUACAUUUGCAGGAAGUACAAAGCCUCUGCACUGGGCCAAACCUAUCUACGAACUGGAUCUAGAUGACCCAGGAAACAAUGGCUUCAUCAAUGAGGACUUCAUUGUAUGGAUGCGGACGGCUGCCUUUCCCACUUUCAAAAAACUGUACCGCCGACUCAACCGAGUGGACUCCUUCGCUCACGGCUUACCUGCUGGUAACUACAGUUUGAGCAUCUCCUACAAUUUUCCAGUGACUGCAUUCCAAGGAAAAAAGUCCGUUGUUCUUUCCACGCUGACAUGGAUCGGGGGAGGAGGCCUUUUCUUGGGGCUUACUUAUACAGUGACGGGGGCAUUGACGCUAUUGGCCUCUUUUGCCAUCCUGACGAUUCACUUGACACUGAAAAGGAGUAAACUGCUUUUCCUGUAGAGGUGGAGUCCAGAUUUAAAGAGAAGAAGAGCAGAAGGUAGCAGCAGACGAUGGAAUAAUAGAACCAAAGAUUUCUGGCAAAGCUUGAAAUGUUUCUGAGCCAUCUCAAGGAGGGGCGCUGGACUGAAGGAAUCCAGUAUAGUCCUAACUCCACAGAAAAUACCAAGGUUCCCAGAGUGGGGUGAAGAGGAGGAGCAAAAAAAAAAUAUGUACAGUAAAAUGUUCUUGAAAUAAAGAUUAUAUAUUUAUUAACGCU
Arvicanthis niloticus (Nile rat) is the source of this 1381-nucleotide messenger RNA. RefSeq names its product cell cycle control protein 50C. Gene Ontology annotation, cellular component: Golgi apparatus; plasma membrane; endoplasmic reticulum. NCBI's taxonomy places the organism in Eukaryota, Metazoa, Chordata, Mammalia, Rodentia, Muridae. The record is from RefSeq and is a predicted model, not a curated record. Gene Ontology annotation, biological process: phospholipid translocation.